Messenger RNA from Musa acuminata AAA Group (dessert banana), 3069 nucleotides. Its product is annotated as ubiquitin C-terminal hydrolase 13-like. NCBI's taxonomy places the organism in Eukaryota, Viridiplantae, Streptophyta, Magnoliopsida, Zingiberales, Musaceae. The transcript is spliced from 10 exons. The record is from RefSeq and is a predicted model, not a curated record. The coding region runs from base 50 to 763 and encodes 237 amino acids. Gene Ontology annotation, molecular function: protein binding.
CUUGGUGUCAGAUAUGUAGGGUUUGACUUUGCCGUCAGGGAGCUGACUCAUGUGGUGUUUUUUGCAGCAGGAGGACGAUGAGAUAUUGAACCCGCGUCUGCAAAUGGCUGAGGGACACCAGCAAAUGGAUCUUGAUGCUCAGAGUGAAACCGAUAGUACUGAUUAUAGUACCAAUGAUGACGAUGAUGUUACGGAAACUUCUAUUUCCAAGUUUACAUGGACGAUCAAGAACUUCUCGAGGUUGAAAACCAGGAAGCUCUACUCGGACGUCUUCUUAGCGGGUGGCCACCAAUGGAGACUGCUUCUCUUUCCGAAAGGUAACAAUGUUGAUUCUUUGUCCAUAUACAUGGAUGCUGCUGAUUCGGCGAGCUUAGUUUUUGGGUGGACAAGAUUUGCGCAUUUCGGUCUGACUGUAAUCAAUCAAAUCAAAUCCAACCGUUCGAUCACAAAAGAUUGCCAGAACAUAUUCUGUGCACUUAGAAAUGAUUGGGGUUUUUCACAUUUUAUGCCACUAAGUGAAGUCCAUAACUCGAGCGAAGGAUUUCUUGUGAACGACACUCUUAUAAUCGAAGCCGAUGUCACUGUUCUCCGAUUCAGUGAUUGGUCUUAUGAAGAAAGAAAAGAGACAGGUUUGGCUGCUGUCAAGAGUCGAGUAGUUGAUUGCUAUCAGGACUGGACCGACCGUAUUGCUUACUCCAUGAAGGUGCUGAAUCGCAUGAUUCCUCCUCUCCUUGACGGUAUCUGUCAGUGCUUUGAGCGCUAGUCAAGCAAACCGAUGUCAGUGGUUUAUUUGCUCUUGGAUAGGCAUAAUAAACAAACUGCUCUCUUUUGUUGCUUGAAACAAAUAUUAUCAUUUUCUUGAUGCAUUAUUAUUGCUUUAGUUAAUUUUCUUUUUAUUCCGCUUAUCAAUUGUUAGUGUUCGACCAAAUUAUUUAAUUGUGGUUCUCGUUAUAUGACUUUUGGUUCUUAAUCAAAAUAUGAGAUUAGGAUUUAAAGUUGAUAUUGUUUUAGUGGUUACUUCCAAUCUGUACUGUGGAUUUUUAUUUUGCUAAUAAUACAACUGUAUAUAAAAAUUAUCGUAUAUGGAAUAGAGAAGCGUAUAGAGGUUAUAUAGCGCGCGGUAGCGCUCUGCGCUCCAUAGAAUUCCCAGAAUACCCCUAUUGGCCAUCCAUUUUCCGUGCCGUCGCUCGCCUCUGACAGUUCCCUUUCUCCGCCCUCCUCUCUCCUCUCCUUUGCCGUGGUCUUCCCCGAGAUCGCAGGUCCAUCUCCUCCGUUUUCGGUCGCGAUUGGGCUCCUCCACUUCCCCACUCUCACGUCUCCACCUACGCUCGCCGUACGCGCCACCACCUCCUCGAUAUCUUGAUAUCUAAACCUUCGGAGUUUCUUUGACCUUUGUGCCGGCACCGUCGAAAGUCCCCAGCCAAUGGCGGGUUAGCCAUGAUCUUGGUUUUCUUCCUUGGAGGGUAUUGGUCGGUUUUCUUUUCCUUUUUUUGUCUGCAUAGUUGUUCAGAGUGAAGCCACCAGUACUGACUGAAGCCAUCAGGAGGAGGAACCUUCGUCCUUAGAUUUACGUGGGCAAUCGAGAAUUUCUCCAGGUUGAACACCAAGAAACUCUACUCUGAUAUCUUUACAGUGGGUGGCUGCCAGUGCACAACCUACCUUAUGGGUGGAGUAGAUUUGGAUGGAUCGAUCUGGCUGCGAUCAAUCAAAUCCAAAGCAAGCAUUUGAUAUGAAAAGGUGAAGUGCACAAAGGCAGCUUCCAAGUGCUAAUCGGAAGUCAGCUGUUGAUGCUCCACUCCGGUUCUAUCGGUUCUCGCCCCUCGUAAAUACUGAACCAAUCCCGUAGCUGCUUAGUGCUUACAGUCUCAUCCUUUACGUCUGAUCAGUGCGAUUGCACAAAUUACAUGGAUGCUCAGCCCUGCAGGCUUUGUUUCUGUGGCAGAGUAAGAUCUUCAGAAGAAACCAAGAGGAACGUUAUGUUCGAAGUGCAUGCAUAUGAGGGCCAGCUCUGACUUCCCCAUCCUGCAAUGGUUCUCUUCCACCUGCUGACAGAAGUUAUUCAGAAUCCAGGAAUGGUGUGAUAACUUAACAUGAUUGGUCCGAGGGGCUUCUUCCACUUACAUUGCAGGUAUCGUAGUCACAACUUCCCACAAUAUCCUCCGUCCACCAUUGCUAAGGAAAGGACAAUCUAGUCCAGAUCUAGAAAGAAAUAUGAGUUGGUUUAUUAACUAAAUAUGUGUUCUACUAUUAGUUUAGGAUCAAGUUCAUGGAUUGGUUAUCUGAUCAAAUCGACCGUAUAGUUACUGGGCCAAUAAUCUAAUUGAGCCGGAUGGUCUCCUGAACACUGUUUAAGUCUAGCGACAAUUUGGCAAAUCAAGCCAAUGGUAAAAGAUAUUUGAUGAUUACUUGAUAUUUAUGAAGAUGCAUGCAAAGACAGAGAGAACAGUACCAACCUUUGAAAAUAUUAUGAUCCUCCACACAUACCACUUGUGUGAGCCAGCUUAGUCUGCUGCAUCGCUUACCGUCUACUGCGGAGGAGAGGCUACACAGGAAGCCACCGUGAGAUGGUACACGAACAUCUGGGAGUUGAUGCUUGGUUGACUCCUCCUCCUCUGUGCAUGGAAUGGGGCGCUUAUUGUCUCUCAAAACAUAUGGAGUUCAAAGUGAGAAAGCCGAGACCCUAUGUUUUGUUUACUCCCAGUCUGAGCCGUGCACAGGGACAGCAGCAGUCGCCAUGGCCGGUGGGAUUCGGCCGAUACCGUCGCGCUUUGUCCCAUUUGCUGGCCAUGACCAAUUCGUCCACGGUAGUGUGCAUCAUCCUAUAGCUUCUCGGCAUCUGCAGUCAUAUAUAAUUGUUUUGGGUGGCUCGAUCCGAGUUUUUGUCCUUGUGCUCGGAAGGUUUUCGUUGUUGGGUUUCUCGUGGGUUAUCACCGUACGCUUCCUCCUGCUACAUCCUUAUUUUUGCUCCUGCUGGGGCCUCUCUUUCUUGCUAUAUUUGCUGUUUAACAAUCACACGUUGAGGUGUCCAGUAAGAAUUCAAUUUUAAUCACAGAUUAUUUUUAUAGUUAA